AUGAACGGCCCGGUGAAACGCUCGAUGAACAUCCUGUUCGACGCGGACCUGCAGCAGGAAGUGAUCCUGGUCACGGACCCGACGACCGGGCUCCGGACCAAGUUCGUCUACGACGAGAAGGCGAACAACUUCUCGCCGGCGCCGCGGCUCGUGCGGGUCUCCGAUCUGACGCAGCUCUACUUGGCCAACUGCGAGAAGCACGAGGUGGUGGUGUUCUGCCGGAACGCGGCGAAGAACGGCCAGAUCUCAAAGUAUCGGUACGGUCUGCCGCGCGGAAAUCUGCUGCGGGUCCAGUGCACGUGCUGCUCGUACGACGAGAAGCGCGUCGUGCCGAAUCUGCAGUUCCCGGAGGAGAAGCUCGCCGAGAUUGUCGACGAGGAGACCGAGAACUAUCUGUGGAUCCGCCCCUACUACUCGACAUUCUGCUCGGCCCGCCGUCAAAUGCUCGUCUACGCGCUAAAGUUUCCGGAGACCAAGCAGUUGGCACGCUUCGUAUUCGACGAGCGAACGGAGAGGUUCUACGAGGCGUCGGAGGGCAAGUGCGACGAUUUUGAAUGCGGCACCGUCACGACGGAUCGAGACGCGUUUGAGUUCGGUUCGCAGGCGAGCACAUACCAGCGGACGCACCGAGACGAGCACGGACUGCCGCUGAUCUGCCUCUCCGUGAAGUGGUACAACACGGAUCACGGGCAGUUGAACGUCUUCUGCGACCGCAACGGAUACAUCGGACGCUAUCGCUUCGACGCCGACAACGAGUGUUACAGGCUCGUCGAGCGGCUGAACGUCCGCGUGCACGAGUACCGCUCGAAGCUGAUCCGGCAAGAGUCGGAGCGGCUGUUGUUCGACGACGGGCUCCGCUUGCUCUACAAAAAGUACGAUCAGGAGCUGCAGAGGACCGUCCACUUUGCGUACCAUCUCAAAGACCGCAAGACGAAGCAGUACGUGUUCAACCGGAAAUCCCAUCAGUUCGAGAUCAUCACGUGCUCCUCGUUCGUGUUCAAUCCGCGAGAAGUGACACUUGGCACCAAUCACAUGGAGAUUGUCGAGCUGAACGAGUGUCUGUGCACGUGCACGCCGAUAGCCAUCCGACGGAGUGCCGACGGAAGCGUCGCCAAGUUCAUGUACGAUAGACGGAACACAAAGUUUGUGGUCAUGGCCGCGGCACCGAUCAAGAACCUCAGUCAUUUGCGCAGAGAAGGUGAGUCUGACAUGACCAAAAAAAAAAAUGUUUACAAUGUUUCAGAUCUCCCCGUGGAAACGCAAAUGCGUUCGUACGCCGAAGCGAUGUACAUUGAAAACGACGGAUGCGUACUCUGGCCCCUACCGAUCCAUUUAUACGUGCCCGGAAACCGGGGGCACAUGAUGAUCGCGAUGGACGGGCAGAUCAGACCCUACGAAGGUGAGAUGACACUCGGCCUCAGGCUGAUGACGGAGAAGCUGUACACGGAGCCGGAGCCGGAACCAGAAGAAGAAGAAGAAGAAGAAGAAGAAGAAGAAGAAGAGAGAGUGGAUCACUUCUUGAAAGAAGAAACAUCGCUGGAUGGUGCCACCGAGACGGACUUGGCCGAGUUGGAUCGGCAAGUAAGAGAGAUGGAAUGGAUGCUGAAGGACCUGAAAAAGGGCGAGCUGGAGGAGCAGAAAGAUCAAUGUAUUUUGGAGGCGCCCGUACGGCUCUUGCGGCGGACGGUGAACGAGAUGAUGAAUCUUCAGGAACCUGCGGAGCCUGGUGAGUGGGACGCAGAGUUGAGCGGUAGAACUCAACGGAAGAGCACGGAAGAAUUUUUAUCUUUUUCAGAAAAUGUUUUUAUGGAACGUGAUCAACUGACAAAAUGUAUAGCAAAGUGAACUCUGCGCAUAGAAAAAUAAUUGUAAAUUUAGCGAUUCAUACAAAAAAGUUAUUCGAGUUGUUCCGUUGGCCCUUUUUUGAACGGAACAACUCGAAUAUAACUUUUUUGUAUGAUUCGCUAAAUUUACAAUUAUUUUUCUAUGAGCGGAAUUCACUUUGCUAUACAUUUUGUCAGUUGAUCACAUUUCAGGAAAAAAUUUUAUAAAAAAGAUAAAAAUUUUUCCGUGUUCUUCCGCUCAACUCUGCUUGUAGUCUUAGGUGAUACGAAUUUCUAGUUUUUUGUUGUUUUUUUUUUUACCCUAGCAAUUUUGUGCUUUCAGAUUCCGAUCCGAAAUUUGAAGAGGAUGAAGACGAGGAGGCGACCAGCGGCUCCGCCGAAUCCGACGAUUCGGACUACUCGCACAUCGAGGACGAUGAAAAUGAGCAAAACAUUGUGGAGAAUGGUUCCGGUUGCAGAAUUUCGUAAAUCUACACUAGUCGCUGUUUUUUGUGCUCCCCUACCGAUUAUAUUUGUUCCCGCCCAACCGAUUUCUACUUUUUUUUGUUGUAAGCUACACGCAUAUCCGUAACAGAACCCCUUUCCCCCCUCCCACACCAGAGUUGAGCGGAAGAACUCAACGGAUGAAAACGGAAGAAUUUUUAUCUUUUUUAGAAAAGUUUUUCAUGGAAUGUGAUCAAUUGACGAAAUGUAUAGAAAAGUGAACUCUGCUCAUAGAAAAAUAAUUGUAAAUUUAGCGAUUCAUACAAAAAAGUUAAGGGCUAACCGAAGACGGAAGGACAUUUUCAAGGAACAACUCGAAUAUAACUUUUUUGUAUAAAAAGCUAAAUUUACAAUUAUUUUUCUAUGAGCAGAGUUCACUUUGCUAUACAUUUCGUCAGUUGAUCACAUUUCAUGAAAAAAUUUUCUAAAAAAGAUAAAAAAUUUUCCGUGCUCUUCCGUUGAGUUCUUCCGCUCAACUCUGUUUCCCACAUCUUUUAGUUACCGUCCAAUAGUUGAAGAGAAACUUUAUUUCCUUCAAAUCUUCAACCUUCUGUAUUGCAUUUAAACUUGAAACGUUUUCCGCUGAACUUUUUGUCUUGGCACACUCAAUAAACUUGCUCUUGCUGCCACACUCUUUCCGACUUUUCACCAGACUCUCACCGAUUUCUCCUUCUCAUCGCUUCGAGUUUUCUAAUCAUUUUCGCCCUCCAUCACCUCUCGUUUUUACCCGCUGCUUCCCAUUUCCAUGACAACUAAACACGCUCUCCUCCAGCCGCAUUCUGCGUACACAUUUUCACCUAUUCGCUGCCCAAAAAUUUAGUGUGUUUUGUGCCGGCGUGCGAAAAAGCAGACGACCUUGUCGCAUAAUUUCAUUAGUCACAAAUUGAAUUGAAAUGUUUUGAGAGAGAGAGCGAGGAGAGUGUGCAAAUUCAAAAAAUCCAUGACUAUGGGAUCAUGUUGUGAUGUAAGCCAAAAAGAAAUGAUUCAUCGCCACAUUUUGUCACGUACAUUGACACACAAAACAAUAAAAAUUGUGUGAGUCACCGCGCCGACUUCUGCGUCCGCAAGCCUAAAUAUUGUCAAAGUAAUACGACAAGACAGACUGCACAAAUCCGAAUCAAUUUCCAAUUUGUACCUGGCGGCCCCCACACACAUAAUCCGAUAAUUGGAAAGUGGGAUUUAGUGUUGGGUUUCUGUGGCCAGGUGCCAAAUCCGGGGGCUCAAACGUCGAGUGCUCAUGUGCGUUUAUAACGAUUUUGAUCUCUGGCGCAUCAGAGUUGAGCGGAAGAACACGGAAGAAUUUUUAUCUUUUUUAGAAAAUUUUUUCAUGUAAUGUGAUCAACUGACGAAAUGUAGAGCAAAGUGAACUGUGCUCAUAGAAAAAUUAUUGUAAAUUUAGCUUUUCAUACAAAAAAGUUAUAUUCGAGUUGUUGCGUUUGCCCUUUUUUCACGCAACAACUUGCAUAACUUUUUUGUAUGAAUCGCAAAAUUCACAAUUAUUUUUCUAUAAGCAGAGUUCACUUUGCUAUACAUUUCGUCAGUUGAUCACAUUUCAUGAAAAAAUUUUCUAAAAAAGAUAAAAAUUCUUCCGUUGAGUUCUUCCGCUCAACUCUGGUUCCCAUCCGUUCCGAUUGUUUCUUGCAAUCUCCUCUUCCGUUUUCGGCCGUCUCUUCUUCCCCUAUUCUUCACUUUCAGCCGCCGUCCGUUUUUCCGGCUCUCCCCCAUCCGCACGCUCUCUCUCUCUUCUCUCUGUUUCGUUUCGUCCCCCUCAACAGCCCUAUAAAAGAGCGAGCGUCGCGGGGGCGCUCACAGCUCACACCCUCUUUCCUCUCCGACGAAUCGAUGUGGGCCCCCCUUCUUUGGCCAUCCAUCUCUGACUCUGUCUCCGCGCGAGUGUGCGGUUUUUUGUGAGCGUGUGUGAGGGCGCCGAGAAGCGCGAGCGUUGCUCUUGUUUUGCCCCAAGCGCGCGCGCUCUCUCUCUCUAGAAGCCUUCUGUUACUUUUCAGCGGGGAUCCUUGGGAUGUACCCAGUCUUCUCUCCUCACAAUAAUCCUUUCCAACCUUUAACUUCCACCUCGCUUCUCACCUUCUAGCCAACCUUUUCAUCUCUCUACUCAGGUAAUAAUAAAUAAUAAUAAUAAUAAUAAUAAUAAUAAUAAUAGCCGCAUGAAUCGGCAUGGGUGCCGUUUUCCGCGGCAAAUUGCUGUAAGGGUGCCGAUUCCCUUGCUACUUCGUUGCCACAACCACGCUGCUACCGUUACUGCUCCCGUGCCGCUCAAAAACCUUGGCUUCCCUCCCAUCCCACUCUUUUCUGUUGCACGCCCUAUCCAUGCUGAUGCCAUGCCGGAGCCGUGCGUGACACAUGCUCACCCCAUGUUACCGUAGCAACUUGCUGUUCGCUUGCCGCUCGCGCGCCCCACCCUUGCCGAUAAUUACCUGAGUAUGAUUCCUCUCGUCGUCUUCUUCUUCACACUCACAACAACAAUUCGUCCGUACGUACGUCUCCUCUUCUUCUUCUUCUUCUUCUCGCACUUUGAGCUCUUAUCUCUAAUCUCUCUCGCCUCUUCUAACCUUUUGGCGCGCGCUAAGACAAAUGGCCGGGGCCUGCUGCUCUUUUUGUUAUUCGCGCGGGCUCCGAUUCGGCACGUGAUUUUAAAUUAUAGGGCGAAAAGCGUUGAGUUAAGUGGGGGGUUUGUGGUGGUGGUGGUGGUGGUUUCACUUUCCCAUACUUUACAUCCUCGUGCGCGUCUCGUUUCACCUCGUUUCGCUACAGUACCCCAUUGGCUCUUUUUACAGUAGACUGGCGAAACAUGGAGCCGGACGAGAAGAUGCACACUCGCUUCUCGCCACUUCACAACGCGAACCUCGUCGUCGUCAAAGAGUUGAGCGGUCAGGACGCCCACUACAAGUUCGAUCAAUACGUGGCGACGUUCGAGAAGGUUCCGUGGCGCACCACGUCGACGCUCUACACCGUCGUUCCGGUCGUCUCGAAGACGUGCCACGUCACUCAGCAGCGGAUUCUACAGGCUAGGGACGUGCGCGCCGACAAGUGGCUCAACUUUCGGCUGGUCGGAGUGCAACUCGUCGCGGCUCACGAGUGUCCGUGCCCCGGAUGCGCGAUGAUUGAGAGCAGACACGUUCAGCGCUCUCAGCGUCUCGAUGUGUGGCAAGCGCCCAACUACCGUAGGAAGGCUCUCGUCCCUUUGGACUUUUGCUACACUUCGUAUGGAGCGCGUGCUCCGCUUGACGUCUACGUCGACGACUUUGGCGAAGUCGGCAGAUACCAGUGGUGCAGCGAUCGCAAGGCGUUGGCGCUUAUCGAAGUCGUACCCGAGUUGCGUUUCUUGUCAAUCCACGGAAAGCCUUCAAAGAACGCCGACGACGUCGAAGGUCUGAUCGUCAAGAAUCACAAAAACUGCCCGCACGUCCACCAGCGCAUCUUCUUCGCGAACACCGUCGCCGACGAGACCGUCCGUCAGUACCUGUUCAACCCGCUCGUGCACGCCUUCGAGGAGACCCGCUGCUCAGUGUGUCGCUACGAUUGGCGCGACACGAUGACGUGGCUCGACGAGAAGAGCCGAGUGCUCGAGGUGACGGUGAGUCGGAAGGAGAAGUACGCGAUCGCGAUCUUUGUCGGAGAGGACGGGCGCCUCGAGUGGGGAGUGUUCACGCCAGCCGAAAAAUCCGACAAUACUUUUUCUUGUUCUUCUUCCUCUUCCACCGUCGUCUCGUUGGACAUGAAGUUGAAGCAAGUGUUCGGCAUGGCAGACGACUCGCUGAAAGUCUACGAGGGAUUCGAUCCGACGACGAAGCAGAUGGAAGCGCUGUUCUUGCUCGAGCACGAGCCCACCGUCUUCUGGCUCGCCGACUCGUUCGGCUCCAUGGACGCCUACAAACUCACCAACGGCAACGAGCGGCACGGAUUCAACGACGCCACUCUCGGUCGUUUCCUCCACGAAUCCGCCGAACGCAUUCUCGUCGAGCGCAAGGAACACGGGCAGUUGGUCCCAUCUAGGAUGAUGGAGGGCCAUCCGAUGACGCCACCAACCUUCCUGAGAAGAAGUGUCCUCGACUGUUUUCGCUGCUCGAGCCCUUUGGAUCCGUUCGACCGUAAGUUUACAAAACAAACUUCAGUAAACAAGUGGAAACUGUUUCAGAACCAAUCCCGUUCAUGCCCGACGUGGCCGAAUCCAUGAAAGUGUCGAAAGAAGCGACGAGCGACGAGCAGAAAAGAAAAAGCAAAAAGGAAGUUCAUUAUCCGCGCGAAAUUUCGCCUGAGACCCUAGAAUAUGCAAUAAAAGAACUGUCGACGCCUCGCGAAGGCUCCUCGAUCCUUCAGACGAUGAAGAAGGCCAACGUGGACGCGUUCAACGAUCUCCGCUUUCCGGACAUUGAGAAGUUGCGGCGGAUGCAACUGAUCACUUGUUGGCCGCUUCACGACGCGCUUCGCUACAACAGUACGUCCACAGUUCCGGCGGACGUCGUCUUGCCUGACAAGAAAAGAGUUGUGGUGGAAGAAGUGAAGGCGAAAAAGUCGACGCCGUCCCAACUACAUUCAGCCAAAGUCUCCGCCGGUUUCGACGACUUUAAACAUCGCCUGGACACGUUUGGAAAAGAGUUGGCCGAGCAGAAAAAGAUGAUCGUCGAGCAGACGCCACCAUUAGAGAAAUCUGGUCAGUUUGGGUACCCCCCAAAUAUUGUAGUACCGUAUAUUGUUUUAGGCCGCUCCAAAAGACAACAUUCAGCAGUGACGCUCGAGCCAGUGGAUGGUGCAUCGGCCCGACGUGCUAAUCUGUUCCCGGACGACGGCGAUUCUUCGGACGACGACAGUGACAUCCACAUUCUUUAG
Messenger RNA from Caenorhabditis sp. 36 PRJEB53466, 7175 nucleotides. The record is from the annotation of a GenBank genome assembly. Lineage: Eukaryota; Metazoa; Nematoda; Chromadorea; Rhabditida; Rhabditidae.